Messenger RNA from Spea bombifrons (plains spadefoot toad), 2918 nucleotides. RefSeq names its product PDZ and LIM domain 7 (gene PDLIM7). The transcript is spliced from 11 exons. Gene Ontology annotation, biological process: muscle structure development; heart development; actin cytoskeleton organization. Gene Ontology annotation, molecular function: muscle alpha-actinin binding; actin binding. Lineage: Eukaryota; Metazoa; Chordata; Amphibia; Anura; Pelobatidae. Gene Ontology annotation, cellular component: filamentous actin; Z disc; adherens junction. Bases 13 to 1407 code for a protein of 464 amino acids. The record is from RefSeq and is a predicted model, not a curated record.
CCCAAACCAAGCAUGAUUCAUUUCCCUGGAUCCCCCGGCCCCGGUGUCAUCUUACACUCCUUAUAUAGCCUGGGAGCCGGGGAGCGCUGGCGGGACUCGGAGCCUGUACUCUUCCGCCCGCUGCCUUGGUUUCUUGACAUGGAGGAAUAUAAAGUGACUUUGGAAGGACCUGCCCCUUGGGGCUUCCGGCUACAGGGAGGCAAGGAUUUUAACAUGCCCCUUUCCAUCUCCCGGCUUACGCCAGCUGGAAAGGCCGAGGUGGCUGGGGUGAAGGUGGGUGACUGGCUGCUGCAGAUUGAGGGGGAAAGCACCUCAACCUUGACCCAUAUUGAGGCCCAAAACAGGAUCCGGGCCUGCAGCAACAAACUGAGCCUUGCCCUCAGCAGAUUCUCACAUGGUCUGAGUAACCAGCCAAAGGGUGUGCUUGCUUCUGAGUCCCAAGGAGUGAAGUAUAACUUUGCACCAAGCACCUCUCUGAACAAAACUGCCCUGCCGUUUGGUGCCAGCACACAACCCCCAGACAACACUUGGCCAGCUCAAGUCACCAAGCCAGUGACAUACAACCCCCCACCAUCGUCUUAUAACAACAAUCCAACACCCAGAGCCCAGCAGCAGAACGGGCAGGAGAACAGUACUGUAUCAGCCGUGUCUGGACAAGGUAAGGCAGAUUCUCCAGCUCCACCUGUGGCUCCCUCUGGACCUGCGGUGCGUCCCCCUUGGGCUACGGACCCCACGUUUGCUGAACGUUAUGCUCCUGACAAAACAACCACUGUUAUGACAAAGCACAGCCAGCCAGCAACUCCCACCCCAGCCCAAAACCGCAGUUCAAUUCUGCAAGCAGCACAGCCCGCCACUACUGGGGAGAAGACUCCUAUCUGUUCUCAGUGCAACAAGGUCAUUCGGGGGCGAUACUUGCUUGCACUGGGAAGAUACUAUCACCCCGAGGAGUUUACAUGCUCACAAUGCCACAAUGUUCUUGAAGAAGGAGGGUUCUUUGAGGAGAAGGGGUCCAUAUUUUGCCCUCGCUGCUAUGACGUUAGGUUUGCCCCCAACUGUGCAAAGUGCAAGAAGAAGAUCACAGGGGAGAUUAUGCACGCACUGAAGAUGACAUGGCAUGUCCAGUGUUUUACCUGUGCUUUCUGUAAGACUCCCAUUCGUAACCGAGCCUUCUACAUGGAAGAAGGGCAGCCUUACUGUGAAAAAGAUUAUGAGAAGAUGUUCGGCACCAAGUGCCGUGGCUGUGACUUUAAGAUUGAUGCGGGCGAUCGUUUCUUGGAAGCUUUGGGAUUCAGCUGGCAUGACACCUGCUUUGUUUGUGCAAUCUGCCAAGUGAACCUGGAAGGCAAGACAUUUUACUCCAAGAAAGAUAAACCUCUCUGCAAGACCCAUGCCUUCUCCAAUGUCUGAGAGCACCAAGACACUUCCACAUAGACGCACUCACAAACUCACUCCAAAGGCCAGAUAGACACACUCACAGACAUGCACCCCCCAUGCUUUCAAGAAGAAUGGAACACGCAGGACCACUGGUUCAGUAAUGGUCCAUUAUAUGUAUUUUUGUCGGACUUUACAAAGAGUGAUGGAAGGAUUGAAGAAAGGCAAACGUAGAAAAACCCCCCAAAACCUUCUAGUAUAGGGCCCAUGCCAUGUUUUUCAUCUUUUAACAAAUUCAAUUUCCAGGAACUUCACGCAAUCUACAGACUGUCCAAUGGCAUGAACUUGGCUGUAUUAAUAAAAUUAUUGUUUAUAGGUUACCUGCUAUCACCUCAGAGACGGUUGCCAGAGAUGCAGCAUAGAUAAAAAAUCAGACCAGAGUACUAGUUCAAAUUCUGCUACAGAAGUAUUUUCAAACAGGUUAAACAAAGCGUAUUGCUAAGUGAGGUGUUCAAUUUCUUUCUCACCUACUUGGAAAGCAAACAGCGGAAGCCGUCCUAAGCAUUAGAAGUUGCCACCUUCAUAGUCUGAAUGCCAGUUGUAUUAGUGGCAUGUUUUUUUUGUUUUUUUAAACAUUGACAAAGAAGACCUCUUUGUCAAUGAGAUAAGGACACUGCUCAUGUUUACCCAUCACAGGGAACCCCAAGGAAGGCAGGUAUAUAAGGAUUUGGGAAGAAAAACAGGUCAAACAGAGUCGGGGAAGUUUACAAAGAGCUGAGGGUUGGAGAAUAUGGAGUCAAGUAGUUUACAAAGUCUGGGGUGUGAACAUUUUGGACAUAGGUGGUACUUUACAGAUGGCAAUAUCUUGGGACAUCAGCAAACUAUAUGAUUCCUAUGCAGAUCUGAUAAACUGUAUAUGUUACACAUAGGUCGUUAUUCUUACUGGUGCAAAGUAAUGGUUGUAGUGUAGUGCUGUGAAUGUUCUAUAUGUCACUUAAGAUACCUGAAGGCACAUCUGGGCUAUAUGCAUUGCCCCAUCUUCUCCUGAGCUACAGCUUCCAUCAUGCUUCAGUAGCUGAAGGGCUGCAAUGUUGCUGAAGCCUGGUGUUGGAGUGCUACGCUGCUGACCUCAUAACACCACUGAAGAACCACAUUUCAUGCCUUUGUUUUAAAUUGUGCUCAGGAAAAUGUGAUCCAACUCCACGGGAUUGCAUGGGACAGUCUCUGACGGUCCUUGAGCUACAAUUUCCAUCACCACCAGAGGUAGCUGAGUAAAGCAGCUGGAAGGCUGCAGGAUGUACAAAGAGGGCCACUAGAUGUGGCCCUGAGGUAACUUGCAGUUUGACAGCAGUAAACCCACACAGUCCUAUGUCUGACCUUGGCAAAAAUAACCAUUUUGAUUGUUAUCUCCAGUUGUGCGUGUUAUAUCUGAUGGAGCAUUUAAUGGCUAAAAAAUCCAUAUGUUUAUGUGUAUUGCCGUUUCUUUUAUGCUUAUUAAACAUUCUACUUUUUAGCUUCUUAUUAAAACAUCACAAUCUAGUUCAGUA